GAGAAUGGAGAAGGUGCCAAAUAAAUUCUCCUUUUUAGCGCCCUUUCUUCCCGAUCGGCUGGUGAUUCGAUCGCCGGAGAAAAGGAGAGGAUGGCGGCUGAAGCGGCGGUAGAUGCCGGCGAGUUGAAAAGAGGGGCGAUUGUGGUGGGAAUCGAUGACAAUGAGCACAGUUUCUACGCGCUUCAAUGGAUACUCGGCCACUUCUUCGCCGGCGGGGGCGCUGGUUAUAAGCUAUUCGUCGUCCACGCCAAGCCCAACCCCACCUCGGUCGUCAGCAUCGGGGGCCCUGGAGCUGCAAAUGUCCUUCCUUAUGUAGAGUCAGAUUUGAAGAGAAUUGCUGCUAGGGUGAUUGAGAAGGCUAGGGAGCUUUGUGUUGCUAAUUCGAUAAAAGAUGCUGUAUUUGAGGUGGUGGAAGGAGAUGCAAGGAACGUUCUCUGUGAUGCUGUCGAAAAGUUUAAUGCUGAUGUGCUUGUUGUGGGCAGCCAUGGCUAUGGAGUAAUAAAAAGGGCGGUGCUGGGGAGUGUGAAUGACUACUGUGCUCACCAUGCACACUGCACGGUCAUGAUAGUGAAGAAGCCCAAGCACAAGAACAAGCACUAAUCCUCUCAAGGUUUUAUUCUACUGAACUUAAAAAGAAAAUAAAUUCCUCCAAUUGUAAUAGCCUGUCAAACUUGAUGAAUCUAUAAAACUCUGGUUUGUAUAAAAUGUUUGCUGUGAAUGAAUACAAUAUAAAUAAUAAUAAGCACAGUUUGUCCAGGCUGCC
Dendrobium catenatum is the source of this 763-nucleotide messenger RNA. RefSeq names its product universal stress protein PHOS34. Lineage: Eukaryota; Viridiplantae; Streptophyta; Magnoliopsida; Asparagales; Orchidaceae. The record is from RefSeq and is a predicted model, not a curated record. The coding region runs from base 91 to 600 and encodes 169 amino acids. The transcript is spliced from 4 exons.